AUGAAGCCAAGACAGGCGAUGGAUUCGUGCACAUAUCUUUCCGGACUCUACGGACAUACUUUAGAAAAGCCAACACAUGAAGGAAGCCAUCGUGGGUACUGUAGUGUUUUCUUUUUCGCAUCUACCUUAGUGAGAUGGAGAUAG
Molecule: messenger RNA, 144 nt
Organism: Aspergillus niger
Lineage: Eukaryota; Fungi; Ascomycota; Eurotiomycetes; Eurotiales; Aspergillaceae
Exons: 4
Coding region: 1-144 (47 amino acids)
Source: RefSeq, a predicted model, not a curated record